GGUCGGAGUGGCCGUCCGUCUGACCCGCCAACCAGCCGUUGGACAGCGCCUCACGGCGGUUGCUGGGGGCCGCCUACCGUGCUUCGCAAUAGGCCGCGGAGGAGGACGGGGCGCGGCGGGGGACACGGCGGCCGCCGCGGGGCUUGAUCGGGCGACGGUGGCAGCGGCAACUGGUCCUCCUCCUUCUCCCUUUCCCACCUCCCUCGCCUCCUCCCCCUUCCUGGUUGCUUCUCGUCCUCCUCCCCUAGUGGCGGCCCUGAUCCUACGUAAGGGAAUGAUUACGAGGUACGCCAGCGAAAAUAGGGUGCAAGCCCAGAAACCAUUUCUCUACCACCAUUUGUUGAGAAACUGAUUUGAAAACAACUCUGUGUUUGGAACAGGCAGAGGGUGCCCGGAUUUGACACCUCUGUUUUCUCAGAUUGGGAACCCUUCAUUGCUAAGUGUCAAGGCAACAAAACUGGAAACUAACUUGACCCUUAUUGAAAACCGGAAUGGAGCGAUUUGUAGUAACAUCUCCUCCUGCUCGAAACCGUUCCAAGACUGCUUUGUAUGUGACUCCUUUGGAUCGUGUCACUGAGUUUGGAGGUGAAUUGCAUGAAGAUGGAGGAAAACUGUUCUGCACUUCUUGCAACGUGGUACUUAAUCAUGUUCGCAAGUCUGCCAUCAGUGAUCACCUCAAGUCCAAGACUCACACCAAAAGAAAGGCAGAAUUUGAAGAACAGAACGUAAGGAAGAAACAAAGGCCUCUAACAGCAUCUCUUCAGUGCAACAGUACUGCGCAGACAGAGAAAAUCAGUGUUAUCCAGGACUUUGUGAAAAUGUGCCUGGAAGCCAACAUCCCACUUGAGAAGGCUGAUCACCCAGCAGUUCGUGCUUUCCUGUCUCGCCAUGUGAAGAAUGGUGGCUCCAUACCUAAGUCAGACCAACUAAGGAGAGCUUAUCUCCCUGAUGGGUAUGAGAAUGAGAAUCAGCUCCUUAAUUCACAAGAUUGUUGACAAGGGAGGUUACCAUCAUUGUGAACAAGACAAAUGACGUGGAGUAUUAAAGUUAUGUGUUGAUUGUGUGGUUCAUUUUUAUAUUUAUUUCAUUAAAAUCAUGUGAUACAGAAUAGUUUUGCAAUGUGUAUAUAGCUGCGGAAGUGACAACCUCACUGCAGAACUUACUGAUAAUUUAGCCACUGGUGGUAUAAGACAGAAUUUCAGUUUAGAGUGUGCUAGAAUAUCUAAAGCCUGAUGGUUUUCUUUCAAACUGAUGGUUUUCCCCUAAAAAGGUUUAUGCAUUGAAAGUCCUGCCCUGCUUUUUACCGUGUAACUCCUAAGAAGUUCCUUAAAUAUUUAGAAUGAAAAAUAGCAUAAGAAACUGAAGCUGCUGCCAAGGAAUACUGCUGAUGGUUAAAUUUUUUUUUAUUGUUAUUGGAGGGUUUUUUGUUCUAAUCAGAGUGCCCUCUAAUAGAAUAAAAUGCGCUUCUGCUGUAUUCUUAGUUCAGAAGAGGUGAAGGCUCUUAUUGUCCCAUUUCAAGCUGUACUUUACUAUAACUUAGUUGUCUUAGGUCUCCUCUUAUCCCACCUUUCUCCCAUUUCUUCCUCAAACAUUUAUUAGUAGUUUCAAAAUCAGCAAAUUACUUAAAUCUACUUUUUUCAUAAGUGCCAGAACUCAUGGUGAGACGUUAGGUAACAGUGAUUUUGCUCUCUUAACACGAACAGAAUUUCACAAGCAAAAUGUACCCACGAACACUUGGUUUGGAUUUUGAAAUGCUCUUUAAAUUUCAAGCAUGCCUUUCUUCUUGUGCAUCCAUUCAUUGGGUUCCAAAAUGCUUUUUGGAUAUAAAUUCACUCUUAAUGAUAAACGGAAAUUUGGAUUUGAUGUCUUAACUAUGGAUAAAUUAAAAUGAGCAGCAAUUCUAAUUGUACUGAAUUGGAGUACCCUGUUGCAUGGAGUAAUCCUCUGUGCCUAUGCUGUCAGGUCAAUACAAAUGGAAAUUGUUAAACAUUUAGUUUUCCUAAAUAUGAUUUUAACAUAUAUACCUCAUGAAGUAGACAGACCAGAACAAGAAAGCUUGUGUUGUUUGACUUUCUUGAAAAAGUUUUAUCUCUGGUGCUUCACUGUUUUUAGGAAUAGUACAAAAUAGGAGCUAACUAGAAAUUCUGGCAAGACAUUUGUUUGGAGGUAGGCUUCUGGCAGCAUCAUGCAUAAGUAUUUUGGGGAAAAUGAUUGUCAUUUCUGCUGAAGGGUCUGCCUUGUUCAGGAAAUGAGCUCUUUUUGACUCUUAUUAUCUCAGUAAGGCAAAUAGCACAGCUUUUAUAGAUUUCAAGUCCAGACCACAGGAGAACCAAAUUAUAUGCUUUUAAAAGUUAAUCAUUUGCUAACUUGGGCUAGAGCUUUUUUGAUAUAUAUCAUUUGUUGCUUGAAUAUAUACAAGAUAAAAAUUACUUAUAACAACUUUUUUUUUUCUGUUAGAAAGCAAUGGUGAAGUCCCUUGUAACUUAGGGUAAUAAGGUUUCUUAAAAAAAAAAUACAUCGUAAUAUGUCAUAUGAUGCUGUGCUCAUAAGAAAAAUGAGGCCAAAGUAGAUGAAUUUUAUAUUUUUUCGAGCCAAUUUUUCAUGCUUAAAUUUCUAAGAAAAUGCUUUCAAGGUGCUAGUUGAGUUUUCAUUUUAGGUCUUCAUUUGAGUUUAGAUUCUAAGUAUCUUUUCCUAUCCCCCUAAAAAAACUUAUCCUGUCUUAAAAAGUUGCUUUAUAUAACUUAGACUACUAGGGUUUUUUUUUCCCUAUUGCUACAGUAAUGGCAAAUUAAUGCAGCAAAUUCUCUACUUAGUGCUAUCAUUGAUAUGCCACCAAUUAAGGAACUAAAUAUCUUUCCCAACAAAAACACACAUUUUACUUUUAUUUAAGUUAGAAAGGCACUGGGAGUUGGGUCAUGUUUACUUUAGCAUCCAAGAUAACAGUAAAACCCAAGAAACCAGGAAAAUACUUCUAGUACUAAUUUCAGGUUCAAAAAAUGAGGAUGGGUGUAUCAGCUGAUUGUUGAUUUCAGAUAAUUCUUGUUCCCUUUCUCUAUAUUUUAGUAUUAAUUUACUCUGAAGGCAAACUAUCAAUAGGUCAUAUUCCUCUUUCCAUGGUUAUUUUUAUUAUCACUGAUUUGAUGAGUUUCAUUUAUACAGCAUAUUUUUGUGUACUUCAACAAGCCCCUAACUGUAUUACCACAUGUACUAUAUGUAAGGGCAUAAUCCCAUCUUUCUGUAAGGAUCAUGAGAUCAUAUUCUCAGGGGUCUUUUCCUUGCCCGCUGUGUCAUGCUUCUGGGGCUUUAAUGGUCAUGUUUCUCUACUGAUUAUGACAUUUUGUGUCUCUGAGACUAUUUAAUUUUGUCUCAUAGCUUAUGAGGCAGAUUUCCCAAUUUUAGCCUUUCCAAAACUGGUAUAAAUCAGUGAAACCAUAGUUGAGGUAUGUUGGAUAGAAUAAAUAGAAAUAUUUGAGGCCCAUGUUGCCUUGGGGUAUGAUUGACAUUUUGUACAGAAACCCUUUCAACCUUAACUUUAUAGUGUUAGUGUGAUGCUAUGCUAUUGGAAAAAAAAAUAGCCUUUUUCUAUUUUGUAACUUUUAUGCAUACAUACAAGGUUGUUUAAUGUUUCAUUUACAAACUGCGUUCUUUAAGACAUGCUUACCUGUUAAUAGUGUUUUCUCUAAACAUAUAAUAGUCUGUCUUCCAGGAAUUCAUUAUAUGGUUACCGUUAAUAGUUUAUGGAUUGUUGGAAGGGAAAAUUACUUGUAGGUAAAGCAAGACUGAAGGACAAUGUAACUUUCUUGCAGGGUGAAACUUAAGGAUUAUGUUUGAGAGAGAACCAUAUUGUUUUAUCAGUUCCUGCCAUCAAAUGAGAAUCUUUUUCAAAUACCGCUUCUCAAAGCUUUUUGGCCCUGAUGAAAAUGUCUCCUAUGAUCCUAAGUUAUACAGGACCAGGAAGUAUUUAAGAAACAGCUGUCUUAGAAAUAUAACAAAUUGAUUAACUAUUUGAGAUUGUGUCUGACAUGUAUUAAAAAUUUCUAGUACUUUCAACAACUAGUCAUGUGAGCAAGUGAUAGCUGAAAUUUUCCAUUUUAGAUAUUCAUCUAAAAAUGUUUGUUAAAUACAUAACAAUGGGAAAUCUAAAAAAUCACAAAGUCUUUCAAAUAUGGUGAUUCCAUACUUGCAUUCUUUUUAAGGUGUUCUUUAUGCUUUGAUUUGCUUUAGAUACCAUUAGUUAAGUGUGAAUGGAAUUGCCUUAAGCACUCAAAAAUUAAUUCAUAAAAUGCAUUUAGUAUAACAAUUUCAGUCAAAAAUCUUAUUUAGACCAAUGUAACAUUUAAAUUGGUUUAGUUUAUUUCUCCCUCCCCUAUUAAUUAGAAUAAAUUAAAUAAUGAAGUGGCUAUCUUAAAUCCUGGUUUAUUUCAUUGCACAGUAUCAUAGGUUUCUGAGGGAAAUAAAACUAACUGACCUAGUGGUAUUCUACUCAUAUUCAGAGUACUGUAAUAAUAGUUAACUAUGUUCAUUUUUGUUCUCAAUGCUAAUUUUCUUUGCUCACGCAUGUAUCCUGAAAUAUUAACGUCUGUGUUGCUUUUAAAGUUUUGUCUGUGACUUUUAGAAAUAAAUUUUUUACAAAAAAUUAA
Molecule: messenger RNA, 4640 nt
Organism: Trichosurus vulpecula (common brushtail)
Lineage: Eukaryota; Metazoa; Chordata; Mammalia; Diprotodontia; Phalangeridae
Gene: CGGBP1
Product: CGG triplet repeat binding protein 1
Exons: 3
Coding region: 492-995 (167 amino acids)
Biological process (GO): regulation of transcription by RNA polymerase II
Cellular component (GO): nucleus
Molecular function (GO): double-stranded DNA binding
Source: RefSeq, a predicted model, not a curated record